CAGAGUUACGUGUUAAGGAACUAAACAAACAUAUACCAGUAAACGUGUAAACGAUGUUAUAUGUGUUUAGCAUAAUCAUCAAGUCAUCACCAUCUUGCGGAGGCUGCUGCCAGUCUCGAAUCUGUCAACCGUGCGGCGACUCUGAGAUUAGAGUGAUUUUGAUUUAUCGAAUUGUCAGGCAUCGUGCGUGAUGAAAUAUUAAUUAGAUCACCGCACCCACCUCUCAGUAAUUUGGUCGUUAAUCGAAUACAGUCCCCGUGGAGAACUUUGCCACCCACUGAUAAAAGGAUCCUCGCCAGUCAUAGGUAGUCGAAUCUCGUUUCUACGUCCAAAGAGGGUCGUACCCCUGGACCGCGACGCAUCAACCGUACGCCAUGAAGAUCCUUCCGCCAAGAGAUUUCCGGCUCCAAUAGUAAAUUUCGGAAUUUGGCCAACAGUGUUUCGCCCAAUUGCCCAAUAACUUUCCCACGGUGCAAAGUAUUUCAAAGCGAAAUAAAAAAAAAAAAAAGUCAACGAGUGGCAAAAUGAACCCAGUGUCUAUGGUACCUGGAAGGAAAUAGUGCGUAGGCAACUUUAUAGCGUAUGCAGUGCUUACAACGUGGAACGUGUCACGUAUGGCCGAUCCGUGGCAUGACAUUAACGCAGGAUUGUUUCGAUCCGAUCGUUAGCUCGAUAAUGGUCUCAUGUCAACUAUCAAGGACUCCGAUCGGCCACCGGCUGGACAAGACGCCAAUCCCGUCCCCCGGGUGUUCCCUUUCGUUUCCUCGUCUCAACGGGACACACCUCGUUCCCAGCUUCCUCCAUGCUCCCAUCCUGAGCCCGAUAGACACCUGGCACCAGUCGCUGACCUUCCACAGGACGAACCAGGAUCCGAUACGAGGGCUUCCCUCGCCAAUGAAUUCGUUCUAGAGGAAUGAUCUCGAUUCGUCGCUAAUUUUUCCUAGAACUCAACAGGCGACAAACGACCCUGGUCCUAAUUCGGGAGAGACACCGUGGUACAGAGUCUUCAAGGAUUUGGCAAUACAGCCCAGAGGAAGUGACAGGACAAUGCAGCUGCCUCGUGUCAGACGCAUUCAUCACUAAUCAAUUUACUAAUCUAUUGGCAAUCGAUUAGUAAUUCUGGAAGCAUGAGUUCCUGGCAAAUUUCCACGGAUUUACCAAAAAUCGAAAAAAAAGGGGAAUGUACAAGGUUGCGUAACGAACUGAAAUUUACAUUCCAGCGGAACGAGCCUCUACUCAACCAGACACAGGAAGGACAAUGAAGGAUCGUUCUUCAAAGCCGGUCGUCCUAUCCCAACCACGUUUUCAAGAGGAUCGUAACUGCCGUUUCUAACGGCGCGUCGUUUCCAUCGAACCACGCUGCUACACGACCAGUCGUCUUACGAUCUCUCUAUAAUCUACCACAACGCCAAGAACUGCGUCGUUGCCUGCAGCUACACAGUCGAUCUCUCGAAACGACCAGGACCUCCAGUUACCCGUCAUCGAGUGACUCGAUUCGCAAAUAGAGUCAUCGGCGUUAAGGAGAAGUUCGAGCGAACGUACUGUACGAGGAGAGACACGUGUGAAGCAUGUGGCUGAGAAGCGGAGGCUCUCUCUCUCUCUCUCGAGGACCGUGCAGAAGGAAGGAAGGAACUGAGAAAGGAGCAAUGUCGUGCCGUGUGGUCCUGUACCGAAGAGUGGGCCACGUACGCACACCGCGCGUGCCAGUGAAAGUGUACGUCUGUCAGCCCCACCCUGGGGCCCCCACGUAUUCGAAGUUGUGGUCGCCGAGGUUUUAUACGCUACACGGGUGGAAUCAUCUGGGGCAAAUCGCGCCGGAGCCCGGACGUGCCAGCGCAUUGGUAUAUAUGAGCCGCAGAGCGCGACGGGACUUCUGACAGAGUCGACACGUGUCAUCGUGAGAGACGGAGACAGAGUCAACAUUGACAUCAACGUCGGUAUUGACUCAAGUUUCGCGGUUGUAAUCGCCCAAUGAUAGUUACGCGAUCGGCGAACGUGCAUCUCGCGUAAAAGCAUCGGCAGUUUCCGGUUCUUUCAUCGCUGCGUCCCUUAUAUCCUUCGCGUCGCCCUGCGCUUCCACUGUCUCCUCUGGUGGCGCCUCGCUCGCCUGAACGGACCUUCGACUGGCACUGGCGGAGGGAUUCGCGGGUGGAACGAUAACAAGCGACCUCACCAGUCUUCCUUGGAUUCGCUUGUUUAGGAGGCUGAAGACCCAACAUUUAAGUGGUCACUCUACACGUGGACUCGAGUGUCUCUGGUGACGAUGAGACAGCUACUCGAAUUGAUCCUUCUGGUGUUGCUGACAGGUGGUCAGGCCGAACCUUGUUCAGAGUACGGAUGUCCACAUAGGCCUCAUCACGAGCCGUUUGUCCCUGCGCCACCAGGACACACUCCAAGAUGUGCCAAACCGGGCCAGACCUUUUGCGAGACUCUGGACCAUUAUCCGCAGCAACUCAUCAGAUUUCUUAUCGACAAAUGGAACUUUGACUACAACAGGGUACUCAUUGAUGAAUCACGUGACGAUUUCAACUCCUACAGGUCGGACAGAACCAGAUUACCAGGAGGGUUACGAGUACCACAGACCGGAAAUAUCCCAGUUUUAUCCUCAACCCCUACCGUUCCUACCACCCCAUUACCCCUUUGGAGGACAACCAGCUUCGGUUUAUGGCCCACCCCCGAAUACAACCCAUCAGCCAGGCUACAAUUAUCCAGUGCCCCCGCGAACACAGGCGAAUCCUUUUCUCCAGCAGCCAGUGCCAAUGGGAACCUCAGCGGCCCCUCAGCUUCCUCAUCUUCAGCAGCAACCUCCGCGUCAGCAUCAUCUCAAUCCUUUCCUCUACCCUCAGUCCCAGACCUUGGAAUCCUUGGGCCAGGAUCAGGCUUGGUGGUCGAACAGGUACGUUCGUGGGAGCGACGGGGUCGUAGCGCCGCGUUCUCAACGGGAGAACCCCCUUUUGGAAUUCGCAAAAUUAAAGAAGGAUCGCACGAAGCGGCAAGCGAACUCUCAGGCCACCGCACUUUGUCCAACAAACUCGCAAUACAUAAUGCCGAAGGCCGCCUUGAACAACAAGGGCAACUGGAUGUACGUGGUGAAUCUGCAGGAACAGGGCAACAGGUACACCCAGCUGGUGCGAAGCGAGACUUGCGCGGGAGACACCUGCAACGGCUUGUGCUCCUUGCCAACCGGCUACACGAGUAGAUGUCAACAGCAGUACGUGCAGAAGAGGCUGGUAGCCCUGGAAGGAAGUGGCGACCGUCUCUAUACGGAUGUCUUCUGGUUUCCUCACUGUUGCACAUGCCAAGUUAUGCUAAACAAUUGAUAAACCAAUAUAAAAA
This is a messenger RNA of Cephus cinctus (wheat stem sawfly), 3336 nucleotides long. It is a transcript of the gene spz5, whose product is annotated as protein spaetzle 5. Bases 2264 to 3199 code for a protein of 311 amino acids. NCBI's taxonomy places the organism in Eukaryota, Metazoa, Arthropoda, Insecta, Hymenoptera, Cephidae. Gene Ontology annotation, molecular function: growth factor activity; Toll binding. Gene Ontology annotation, biological process: regulation of Toll signaling pathway; central nervous system formation; innate immune response. The record is from RefSeq and is a predicted model, not a curated record. The transcript has 7 exons. Gene Ontology annotation, cellular component: extracellular region.